AUGACCGUCAGGAAUGUGGGCAUCGUCUUUGCUCCGACGCUGAACAUACCCGCCCCGGUGUUUUCAAUGUUCCUCACCGAUUUUGAGGAGAUUUUCGACGAUGUGCCGGAGUCCUAUGAAGAGAAAGCUGUUGAGCUAACGGUGGACAACUCGCUAACACCAGAGGACAUUCGAUCUCCGAGACACCAGAUGUUUUCUGACAUCCCUACACCUGCACCUAACCAAGUGACUUUUCCAAGGUCUGGUGACCGUCCUGAGGAGUAUAGCAUGCAGCAAGAUACCGGCUUCAUCCCAAUGCAGCCGAGCUAUGAUGCCUUUGGCCAGGGCAGACCAGAGAACCACAACCCUGCCCCGGCGGCCGUAAGCAGAAUGCUGGCGCCGGAGUCGGACAACGCUCGCUCAACCAAGGCGAAACGACGGGAAAGCAACAUUUUAUUUAUGGAAUUCAAUGAUGACGCCCCUCCGCCCACCUAUGGGCAAUGA
This is a messenger RNA of Aspergillus calidoustus, 483 nucleotides long. NCBI's taxonomy places the organism in Eukaryota, Fungi, Ascomycota, Eurotiomycetes, Eurotiales, Aspergillaceae. The record is from the annotation of a GenBank genome assembly.